This is a messenger RNA of Aspergillus candidus, 965 nucleotides long. RefSeq lists its product as uncharacterized. Lineage: Eukaryota; Fungi; Ascomycota; Eurotiomycetes; Eurotiales; Aspergillaceae. The transcript has 2 exons. Bases 136 to 738 code for a protein of 200 amino acids. The record is from RefSeq and is a predicted model, not a curated record.
UCGUCACACCAGCGUCGUUCUCUCGGAUGACAGUCGAAGUCAUCGCGACCUCCCUCCCAUAGCACUGUCUCCUUCUAUAGCACUGUCAAUCGCACAUUCCAACCCACCGAUCGCAUACAUCCACCAACCACCACCAUGAUCGGAAGUCUCUUCUUCAUCUUCAACCGCCUGGUGGAGAUUACCUUUCUCAUUCCCAUCAUCGGAAUGAUGGCCUACUUCAUCGACGGAUACCUCAAAGCCAACCAAAUCACCCCGUCCUACAUCCUCGUUCUCUUCAUCGUCAGCGUCAUCGCCGUCUUCUGGGCCAUCGACACCCUAAUCCGCCACUCAACCACCAAACGCUCCGCCGCCUUCGUCGCCUUCGUCGACCUGCUCUUCUUCGGAGCGUUCAUCGCCUCCGUCUACCAGCUUCGCUUUAUCGCAUCCGCAAACUGUGCCCACUGGCGCGCAGGCACAGUCACUAUCUCGCUCGGCCCGUUCGGGGUAUACGGCGAACGCACGGGAAACCCGCUUGCGGUGGAUAUUAACAAGACGUGCGCGAUGCUGAAGACGUGUUUCGCGCUGGGCAUUAUGGAGACGGUGUUUUUCUUUUGGACGGCUAUUUUGGCGAUGUUUUUGUAUCGCGGGCAGGAGAAGGAUGUUCCUGUGAGAAGGAGGAGCCAUAGUUCUCGCAGGGGACACUCGUCGCAUCGGAGGCAUAGUAGUGGGUCGCAUAGUCGGCCGCAUUAUGUUGUUUGAUUGCGGCGUGGCUUUAUGGAUGAUGUGAUAUGAUGUAUUGAUAUGAUGGACGUCUGGGGAUGCUUGUUGACCUGGUUGGCUAUGACUUAUGCUUAUGGAUUAUGGACUUAUGGAUUAUGAUGUUGGACUGAUCUGAUUCCUUUUUUUCUUUUUUUCUUUCAGCUAGGGAUUGAUGAGCAUGAUAUCCGUUGUUAAUAAUUCAUGAAUGUACAUGCUUGUUUGGAGAA